Messenger RNA from Trachemys scripta elegans, 3329 nucleotides. RefSeq names its product magnesium transporter NIPA2-like. Gene Ontology annotation, cellular component: membrane. The transcript is spliced from 5 exons. The record is from RefSeq and is a predicted model, not a curated record. Gene Ontology annotation, molecular function: magnesium ion transmembrane transporter activity. The coding region runs from base 1371 to 2552 and encodes 393 amino acids. Lineage: Eukaryota; Metazoa; Chordata; Testudines; Emydidae. Gene Ontology annotation, biological process: magnesium ion transport.
AGGACAGAGGUUCUCAAAUUUCUUUUAAAAAUAUUUCAGACUGUGAUGACACUGACUCCCCCUCCCCCCCACCCCCUGCUACUGAACAUAACAUCUGUGGCACCAGUGCACAUACCUACAGAACUAAGGAACCACACCAUGCCAUCCUUACUUUUGCACUGCUGCUGGUGCCGGUGCUGCCUUCAGAGCUGGGCACCUGGCCAGCAGCUGCCAUUCUAUGGCUGCCCAGCUCAGAAAGCAAGGAAAAAGAUGCUCUUGCAACCCCCCCUACAACAGCCUUGCCCUAUCGUGUUUUGGGUUGGGACCCCCAGUUUGAGAAAUGCUGCAUUAGGAAAUGGAAAUGUCAAUGGCCCUAGCACUUGAAGGUGUAGAGAUCAGUAAGAGCUCCCCACAAGCUGCCCUACAAAGUAUUUAUUUCAUGUACAGCAAUCUUUCAUGUUCCAGGAGAACACCCUGCAACUGGGGCUUUCCUUAGAUUUGUGUGGUGGACAUGCCCAACCCUCUUCUCUCUGUGAAUCUCAGUGUUCUUCCUUCCUUAUGCAGGGGGCUGUGAUGGAGGGCAUGUCAGGUCACUACGACUUCUACAUCGGACUAGGCCUGGCUCUAUCCUCAAGUAUUUUCAUUGGAGGAAGUUUUAUACUAAAGAAGAAAGGGCUUCUCAAGUUGGCCAGCAGGGGCUCCAUUAGGGCAGGUACCUUACAUCUUUAUUGCUGCAGUUGGCUGUACAGUUACGUUCCCACCAAAGGCAAUGUUCUUAUUGUCCAAGUAGAACAAUAAGAGAGUUUUCAGGGGCUCUCUACACAUUUGGAAAGAUUGAACUUCAAAAAGCUCUAAUUGCUAUUCAGCUAGAUGAUGUGAAAACAUUUCUGGCUUUAAUACAGCUCUUAGUCACUUUAAGAUCAGUCAGAAGGGACACAUUAUUUUCUUGAUCUUGGAGCUGUUAAUACAGUCGAAAUACCAGACUGCUGUAGUGUGUCUUGUAACCAGGUGCAGUCUAAUAUUGCACAGUAUUGUGAGCAAAGAGCUGGAGAAGUGCAGCAUUCAAAAUCUGUAGAGGGCUGGGACAAAUGACAAGAAUUUAAAUGAAUAGGGAAGAGAAAUAGAAAUACCUAAUCUGGACAGAGGAAUGGGAUGUGCCAUGGGAAGAUUUCAGCUCCAAGUCUGGCCCAGAUCAGUAAUCCAAAAACAUUACUAUCUGACAACUGCUUAAUGGUGUACUAUAUCAUGUGAGUUUGGUCUCAGUCCAGUUCUUAGUAGGCAAGUAUUUGCUUCAUAAAAACACUUACUUCAGCUGCUACCCUUGACGGUAUCUUCACCAGAGAUGGAAUAAAGACCAGACUAUCUCCUUGUGUUGUAGAUGUGAUCCUGGCAUGGUUGGGCACAUAGCUGAGGCAGAGAGGAAGAAGCAUGUGCUGCCACUGCCCAUGCUGUACUUAUUCUUGAGGAUAAAUUGGACUUCUGUCCCCAGGGAUGGCUACCCAGCAGUCUUCACCAGCAUCAAGCUUUUUUUUUUAAAGGUGCUAUAUCAUCUGGAAAUUGGCUCAUUUACAGAGGAGGAGGAGUGCUGGAGAAUUAGCCCACCCCUCAGAGGAAAAUUCAUUCCUUUCUUAAUAGGACAAGGAGGUCAUGCAUACCUGAGGGAGUGGCUUUGGUGGGCAGGACUACUGUCCAUGGGAGUUGGAGAAGCAGCAAAUUUUGCUGCGUAUGCCUUUGCCCCAGCAACACUAGUAACUCCAUUGGGUGCAUUAAGUGUUCUAGUCAGUGCAGUUUUGUCAUCCUACUUUCUGAAUGAGCACCUGAAUGUCCAUGGAAAGAUUGGCUGCAUCUUGAGUGUUCUGGGCUCCACAGUGAUGGUAAUCCAUGCUCCACAGGAGGAGGAGGUAUCCAGCCUGGAGUCAAUGGCAGAGAAGCUUAAAGAUCCAGGGUUUAUAGCCUUUGCGGUGUGUGUGCUGGUGAGCUCCAUUCUCCUUAUCUUCGUGGCUGGGCCCCGUUAUGGGCGGAGCAACGUUUUGGUGUAUGUUUUGGUCUGCUCUGCCAUUGGCUCGCUCUCAGUGUCCUGUGUCAAGGGCUUGGGCAUCACACUGAAGGAACUGUUUGCUGGGAAGCAGGUCCUGAAAGAACCGCUGGGCUGGAUACUCCUGAUUUGCCUGGUGAUCUGCAUCAGUGUCCAGAUUAACUACCUGAACAAGGCCUUGGACAUCUUCAAUACAUCUGUGGUCACACCUAUCUACUAUGUCUUGUUUACCACAGCUGUCAUGACUUGUUCCGCCAUCCUCUUCAAGGAGUGGCAACACAUGGUCCUACACAACAUAAUUGGCACUAUAAGUGGCUUUCUAACCAUAGUCUCUGGAAUUUUCCUUUUGCAUGCAUUCAGAGACAUCCCCUUCACCCCAGACCUGCUGCCCCUCUUUCUGAAGCAAGGAAGGGCAGACCAGCAUACUUUUUGGAGGGGAGCAGAAAAACACCAGUCAUGUCUACACCAGCCUCUUCUGGGCCCAGAGGACAUCUACAAGGGUUUUCAGAGUGUGGAGGAGGAAGGUGAAAGUGUGUAAUGACUCAUGAACCUGUUGCCUGGGAAAGCCUUGGAACUUCUACCCAAGAGCUUUCAAGUCUCACUACUGAGCUCCCCUUAGUGAGUUUGCUAGAUCAGACUCCACCAGCUACAGCUGUGUUAUUGGGAAUAAGUAAACAUUUACUGUCUAUUCUGUGAGAGUGUUCUCUGCUUUCACUGCUGGGGACCUGAAAGGCAAGUGAAGAGACCUGAUUGCAAUUUCCAGCUGUUAAGAACAAAACCUGGAAAAGAUCCCUACCAACACUGUAACUUGAGUUUCCUUUGUAACAUGCUGCAGCUGCUAUCAGGCCACAGACUUAUGUGGGAAGAGACCCGGCAGUAACACCACACUAAUCCUUACUGAAUGGAAGGACCACUCAGUUUAGGUGGCCUUAAAACAAAGCUUUUUUAAAAUAUUUUUUAAUAUUUAGAUUGUUUACAAAACAUUCUAGCCAUGUGCUGAGAUCCUUGUAUGUUGUCACUGCCCCUACAGCAACAAGGGGUAAUGUGUUUUAAGAUGACGUGCAUAGCAUGUUAUUUUAUAACCUCAUCUGAACUUUGCUCUCUGUCAGGUGCCAGCUCUGCUCACUGAGGUUACUGACCCAAAGCUAAAAGCAGAACUAGAUUUCCAAAACUGAUGACUCUUUAAUGUUGUUGCUGCCACUAAAUGAUGCGGUUUUUUGGAUCAGAUUUUAUUGUGGAGAGUGAUUCCUUCACCCCGGCACUUACCUUGUUGGGUGGGAGGGACUAUAAACCUGUUUUUGGUAAUCACCUAAAA